CCGGCCCGCGGCCCUCCUCCGCAGGAAGCAGGAAGAAAGAAGCGGAGCGCGGACUGUAACGGACUCGGUUCAUUCCGACUAUGGACGUCGGGUCGGUGACAGGUCUCCGCGUCUGGCUGCUGCCGCCGCUGCUGCUGCCGCUGCUGAGGCACAGUGUCCGGGCCGCCGACACCCGGGACACCCGCGUCUCAAUGGACGAUGACUUCCUGCUGCCAUACGCCCACGGCCACGGCCCCUCCCACUCUCACCGCCAUGUUCGAGACUGUCAGCCCAUCUUUCAUGGAAGCACCACCCACGAGAGCCGGCCCUCCAGUAACCACAGCGGGCUACCUUUCGUCGAAUCCAAAGUUUUUGUGACUGAUGUGCCGGGAAGCUCCAGAUUCGCUUACGGUCACAUGACGGUGGUCCAGGACCCGCUGAGGACGGUGUCCGUGUUGGAGCCGGUAGGGCCGGGCGGCUGCUGGUUGAAUCAGAGGUCCUCGGUGGAGGAGAUGGCCAAAGCUGCUGGGUGUCUGUACGCCCUGAACGCCGGCUUCUUCAACCCAGACACAGGAAAGUGUCUGGGCAAUCUGGUGAGCGAUGGCAAGAGGGUGCUGGACAGCGGCGGCGUGCAGAACGCCCAGUUUGGAAUUAGGAGGGACGGCACCCUCGUGUUCGGGUAUCUGUCGCAGGGAGACGUGAAUGACCCCUUCAACCCGUUCGUCCAGCUGGUCAGCGGCGUGGUGUGGCUGCUGAGGAACGGUGAAGUCUACAUCAACCAGAGCCUGGAGGCCGAGUGUGACGCCACACAGACGACGGGGCAAUUCCGCAAUUUUGUGGAUGUGGUGUCGGCCAGGUCGGUGGUGGGUCACGACGCCGAGGGCCGACUCGUCCUCUUCCACAUCGAGGGAAUGACUGGAGUCAGAGGGAUGAGUCUCUGGGAGGUGGCUGCGUUCCUGAAGAAGAACGGAGUGAUCAAUGCCAUUAACUUGGAUGGAGGCGGGUCGUCCACCUUCGUGGUUAACGGCUCACUGACCACCUACCCCAGUGAUCACUGCAAACUGGACAACAGGUGGCGCUGUAGCCGGGAAGUCUCCUCUAUCCUGUGUGUUCACCCGCGGCGCUGUGAGUCACAGGACUGCAGCGGACACGGUGACUGUGUGGACGGACGCUGUGUGUGUCAGCCGGGCUGGAAGGGCAUCGCCUGUCACGCUCUGGUGUGUGAGCCGCCAGCCUGCGGCGCCCGUGGGCUCUGCACUGCCAAUGGCUGCGUCUGUGAUGCAGGAUGGAGCGGGACCAACUGCAGCCAAGAGUGCCUCCCAGGUUUCUACGGUGACGGCUGCCGUCAGACCUGCGACUGUGCUAACGGCAGCUCCUGCGACCCCGUCCACGGACACUGCACCUGCCCCCCCGGUUUUCAGGGCAACACCUGUGAACAAGUGUGUCCUCUGGGGUUCUUCGGUCUGUCCUGCGCUCAGGAGUGUCACUGUGACAACCAGUGUCCUUGUGACCCACAGACAGGAAGCUGCAACGCCACGCUGCCACUUGUGACCACCGACACCUUACACAGAGCUGGCGUCUGUCUAGCCAAACAGAUCACGUCUCGGAGACAAGAGGAUGAAGCUCACCACAGAGCACAGCAGCCUUAUCUAACUGAGCCAACAUGGCUGAUCAUCAACCUCACCUUGGCCACUCUGCUGUCGGCCAGCCUGCUCGUUCACCUGGUGCAAGCCUGUCGCGGCUCGGAUCCAAACCAGCGCGCUCGCUACUCCUACGUCCCGCUGACCAACAUCAACGACUCAGGCCUAACAUGAGUGAGGACCUCUUUCCUCUGCUCACAGCAAUUUCCCCUCUUUCUGGAAGGAAGUGGAGGCUGUAGGGAGGUCACAUGUUUUGUUACAUCCUUCAUACUCCGAUGAUAUUGAAGUUCCUCUCUAGUGUUUUAAAUUGAAGUGCGGGUGGUCAGGGGUUCGCUCAGCAGUUGUGUUCACAGACGAUGAGGACAGGAGCUCAGAGCGAUGAACUGUGAUCUCUGAGCAGGCGCCUGCAUCGACAUCACAGGCUCUUUGAGGUUUCUCAGGCUUUUCUGGAGGGGGCGGGGCUUAUGAGUUACACUGCAGAAAGUCGCCAGGGGGCAAAUCAGAUGUUUCAUCUACUGACCAUGUAAAAGGAUCAGUCGUCAUUUUAACAGGUUUAAUGUGGUUUUUUUUAAAAGCUGCCUUACUGAAAACACAAACGUGGAAAAGUGGAAAUAGAUUUUUACGUUAUUUUCCUAUGCACUGAACUUGAAUGUCUGAAUGUCAAAUAUCUGAGGUCAAUCAAAAGGAGGUGAAUCAGGUGAGAUGAAGAAAUGAAGAAGCACAGAAUGUUUGCUCAGAUUACGUGAAAAAGUUUUGUAUUUUCUACGCACCACUUACCAGUUACAUUCCUCUCAUGGACUUUUUCUCAAAGAAACUUUGCUGUCGUAGUAUUUAAGGAUCUGUUCUCAAAUGUUUUUUAAUCUCAGGUUGUUGCCAAUAAAAGGGUAAAGGUUUAAAAA
This is a messenger RNA of Hippoglossus stenolepis (Pacific halibut), 2518 nucleotides long. It is a transcript of the gene nagpa, whose product is annotated as N-acetylglucosamine-1-phosphodiester alpha-N-acetylglucosaminidase. Lineage: Eukaryota; Metazoa; Chordata; Actinopteri; Pleuronectiformes; Pleuronectidae. The transcript is spliced from 12 exons. The record is from RefSeq and is a predicted model, not a curated record. Bases 81 to 1793 code for a protein of 570 amino acids.